GAAGAGUGAAAUUUUGAAAAAGAAAAUAUUACAUUUAUAAACGGAGUGUUAUUGCUACAUAUAUGAAACAUAUAAACCGCUUCUCAAUACAUACUCUAUAUUUCAAAAUGUAUUGAAGUGUUACUAUUCAUAAUAUAUGUACAUGCUAUCAACCGACUAAUUUCUUUCACUUUCAUAAGCGAUACUCGCAGCGGUAUGAACACAAGAAAAAAACAUAAUCAAUUUUUUUAGAUAAAUGGGAUAAUCAAUCACUUUUGUCUCAUAAGAUAUAGGAACAUAAUCAAUUUUUUCUCAUAAGAUUUAAGAUUCGUUAUUUAGAAAUGCAAAAAACUCAAGCUUAAGAAAAGGUUAUAUAUAUCUGGUAAUACAGAGUAUAAAUAGAGUCGAGAAACUUUUAUCUUACAAAGAAAGACCAAACCUAUACAUAAAUGAAAGAUAUAGUGAAUGAGAUACGUCGGAGAAGGAAACCAUAGUAUGGUAAACUAGUGUAGUUCGGUUCAUGUUUUCUAAAUGAAUAAUAAAAUCUAUAUAUACGUACGUGAUUGAGUAUUAAUUCUUAGGUCCAUUAGAAUAAAACCUGCACUUUUAUAUAUAGAGUACGACUAGGUAAGAGAUAGAGACUUUGAACAUUUUUUUGUCACCUGUUAUGGAUUAUAGAAAUGUGUAUGUUAAAGAGGGAGGAGACCAUGCAUGAAAUGGAAAAAUAAAGAUUCGGAGGAUAAUACCAUAAGAAAGUCGGACAUGACAUUGAUAAAUAGUGAGUGUUACCCAAAACAUGGCACUAUCUAUGCCUUGUUUCAACUUACAGUGCUUUUUAAUUUUGAAUAAAAACUUGGAGGAUUAUGGUUUGUAAUCACCCAUUUCAAGUAUAGUUUUUGCUCUGUGAGUCAUCAUCCUCUAUUAAUUUGUCUUAGUCAAUUAGAGUUGGCUAACCAAACAUUUAUUAUAAUCACAUUAUUGCGUAUUUCAUUUGUUUUGGUGCCAGUAAUUAACUUCUUUUUUAUUCUGUGAUUGUUUACUGAUUUAGAAAUUUAAAUAUACAAAACACACAACAUAGAGGAAUGUUGUCUCCCCUUCACCGCAUAUGUCUUGGUAUGUUCCUCCAACACGGAGCACUAUAAAUACUCACUCCAACACUCUCAAAAAAUACUCAACUGCUCUCCAUAACAGAAACAUAACCAAAACUAAUAGACACAGAGAGAGAAAGAAAGAAUGAUUGAGACGGUUAAGCACCUGAUAGGCUCCGGUGGCCCAAGCGGAUUUGGAUCAAGAUCCACCGCCGAACAUGUCACGGCUAACUGUGAUCUCCGAUCUCUAACAGCAAUCAUCACUGGAGCGACGUCGGGAAUAGGAGCGGAGACGGCGCGAGUUCUGGCAAAGCGAGGAGCGAGGCUUGUGAUUCCGGCUAGGAGUCUCAAAACCGCCGAGGAAACAAAGUCACGUAUCCUCUCUGAGUUUCCUGAUGCGGAGAUCAUCGUCAUGCAACUCGACCUCAGCUCCCUCGCCUCUGUUCGUCGAUUCGUAGACGAUUUCGAAUCUCUUCAUCUCCCUCUCAACAUCCUCAUCAACAACGCCGGAAAAUACGCGCAGAAGCACGCCAUCUCUGAGGACGGCGUGGAGAUGACCUUCGCAACUAAUUAUCUCGGCCAUUUUCUGCUGACUAAGCUGCUGUUGAAGAAUAUGAUUGAAACGGCGGAGCAAACCGGCGUUCAAGGCCGUAUCGUCAACGUCACGUCAGUGAUCCACAGCUGGUUCUCUGGCGAUAUGCUGCAAUAUGUCGCCGAUAUCUCCCGAAACAAUAGAAACUACGACGCGACCCGAGCUUACGCGCUCUCUAAGCUAGCCAACGUUCUCCACACCAUAGAGCUUUCCCGGAUUCUCCAUAAAAUGGAUGCUAAUGUAACGGCAAACUGUGUUCAUCCUGGAAUCGUGAGAACGCGUCUCACACGAGACCGAGACGGCCUCAUCACUGAUUUAGUCUUUUUCUUGACCUCCAAGCUUUUGAAGUCCGUUCCUCAGGCAGCAGCAACGACAUGCUACGUAGCAACGAGUCCGAGAUUGAGGAACGUGUGUGGCAAAUACUUUUCAGACUGCAACGAAGCUCGGACUUCUAAAUCUGGAUCGUGCAAUCUUAAAGCUCAGAGACUGUGGACUGCUUCUGAGUUGUUGGUUACUGCAGCUUCCACUCCCAAUGUUUAUCAAACCUUUAACUACUUUUUAACCAACACGAUGCUAUGUAUGUGUAAAUCACAAGACCUAGAUAGCUUUACUAUAAUAUAGGUUUAUACAUAGCGACAUAUAUUCUUUUGUGUGUGUAGGUGUGUAUAAGCCAUGCCUCUAUAUUAUUAUUAUAUGUGGUUCUGGUUUUCAUGUAAAUAUAUAUAUAUAUAUAUAUAUAUAUAUAUAUAUAUAGAGCUGUAGGGUUUUGUAAAAUAUAGGUCUUUGUUAUGUAAUUCCUACCUACAUCAAUCUAGCAAUAUCAAUAUUGAAGAA
Brassica napus (rape) is the source of this 2493-nucleotide messenger RNA. Its product is annotated as short-chain dehydrogenase TIC 32 B, chloroplastic-like. The record is from RefSeq and is a predicted model, not a curated record. The coding region runs from base 1213 to 2280 and encodes 355 amino acids. NCBI's taxonomy places the organism in Eukaryota, Viridiplantae, Streptophyta, Magnoliopsida, Brassicales, Brassicaceae. The transcript is spliced from 6 exons.